Messenger RNA from Neodiprion virginianus, 5854 nucleotides. RefSeq lists its product as uncharacterized. The transcript is spliced from 4 exons. Gene Ontology annotation, molecular function: histone binding. The coding region runs from base 603 to 4724 and encodes 1373 amino acids. Gene Ontology annotation, cellular component: nucleus. Lineage: Eukaryota; Metazoa; Arthropoda; Insecta; Hymenoptera; Diprionidae. Gene Ontology annotation, biological process: positive regulation of transcription by RNA polymerase II; DNA damage checkpoint signaling. The record is from RefSeq and is a predicted model, not a curated record.
UAAACUGCCGACCCGAUACAUACACCUGCAUACACCUAAAAUAUGCAACGCAUUUGUACGGUUUGAGGAUAAAGCCGGUAAUUUUUUUAAAUUCAUUAGUCAUCGAUUGAGAAUUACGGAUUUUCUAAUAUAAUGAAAUUUACAUGGAAGCUAGAUCCUCAAAUCAAUGCGCAAUUAUAGGUAUAUGAUAAAGUUACAGUGUGAAAAAUUGAUUUAAACAAUUACUACAGCGACAUUUAUGCAAUAUUAGACAAUGGUGAAGUGACUUUAGUCGUUUCUACUAUGAUUCCACGUGCUUUGACGCUGGGCCAAUCACAUAGCAUAUGGACCCGCGAAAAUUGAGUUGAGGGCAGUUGAGGCCAAUGUAAAGAGCGCAAUGUCGUCAUUGCGCACGCAGUUUUACAGCGCUUUGUACGUGAACUUUGGAGGCGGCGUUUCUGGACGAUCCUGUACUCAUAACUGAAAUGCCGGGUAUUUAUCAGUUAUGAGUGGUUAUGAGUGAUCAUUACGUGAGAGUUGAGUAGGCUGAGUGGACAUGUGAAACGUAAAUGCUAUGAGUACAACAUUUGAGGAUACAGAUUUUUAAUUUCAAGUAAUAAAAAAUGGCUGAAAAUCAAGAAAAUGACAAUUCCGUAGUGGAUUCACAAGAAACUUAUUAUGAGAAAGCGCAAAACAUGAGUGGAAGCCAAAUGUUGGAUGAAAGUCAAGAUUUUGCUUUGGUUGUUGCUGAAGAUUCAGAUGAAAGUACAACAUCUCAGUCCCAAAUUGUGAAAAAUGUUUGCGAAGCUGAAGCUGGUGGAGACUCUGUAGAACAAAAAACUAUUCUAUCAAAGACAGAAAUCAUUGAUGAUAAUCCGACAAAACCAGAGAUUUUUCAUAAGACACAAAAUAUUUAUAUCCACGAAAAGAAACUGAGUGAAGAAAAGGAUAUUCAAGGUUUAAACAUGGAGAACGAUGCUCAUGAUUCAAAAUGUAAUGACAGAAAGGGGAGCGACGAAGAAGAAAUUAUUCAAGGUACACCACCUGAAAUUCCUUCUCCAUCCAGGAAACGUAAGGCUGAUUCUUUUGAUGAACCAGCAGCUAAAAUCCAGCGAACUCUAGCACAAAGAGAUGUUUUAAAACUGGAUAGAAACAUGGGAAAUGCAGAUACAAAAUUAAUCUUGAAUGAAGUACCUAUUGAAGAUACACAAAAACCAUUAGAUAUCCUUUCUGAAAAUACCGAAAAUAUUGACGAUGCAGAGAAAUUAGACCUACGUGCUACUCAAACUUAUAAAAAUGUAGUUAUUGCAGAAACACAAGAUUCAGUUGAAUCUGAACCAGUUAUUUCAAGUGAUUUGACUGCUCUGGGAAAUAUGAGUUCAAAUGUUAAAUCAGAUGAAUCUGAUGAGAAGAAUCCAUGUUCUACAGAUAAACGUGAUUCAGAACUUGAUGCAGCUAAUAGUAAACCCAAUUCAUUCGACAGUAAUAGUGCUUUGUCAGACAGCGAGAAAGUGGUUCCACAACCUGAUGGAAACAUGUUGAUAGAAGCCUCUGGUGAGACUUCAGAAAUGAAUACCAAUGGAAAAGAUGUGCAAGAGACAACUGAAGAUGAUAAAAUGUGCAAUACUGAUGACAGCUCAAAUAUUGUGAGUCCAGAUUUGAUUGAGAAAAAGAGUUGCAAAAGUACAAAGUUUAGUGAAGAGGAAGUUAAUGUUUCCGACAAUGUGGCUAAGGAAUUUUUUGACGUGCCUCUGCCAACUAGUGACAGUAACGUAGAAUCUACUUGCGAUACAGGAUCUCAUGGUUCAAAUAAGUCACGAAUGAGCAUUGAGGUAAUAUACGACAGAAAAUCUUCGAGCCAAGAGAAAAAAAGGUGUUUAGGCUUGGUGGAAAUUGAUGAAGAAGGGGAAAAGAUUAUUUUGGAUGAUUCAAACGAGGAAAGCCCUAAAAAUACAACAAUUUAUAAGAGCUGCUUGGACAGCAAAACUAACAGUGAAUCAAGCUACAAGUCCACAGGUUGUACAGAAGUCCACAAACAUAAUGAUGACAGCCAAAUAUUAGAUUGCCAUACAUCAAAUGAUGACGAUUUAACUAUGAAUAGCAACGCAAAGACGGUUAGUUUGGUCAGCGAAUCUGAUCCAUUUGUUGAUGAUGUAGGGACAGGACUAAAUAAAGGUGAGACUUCUGCGUCCAUCGCAAGUCACCCAAAUACAGAACAAAGUUUUCGAUCCAGCCCUAAACUAAAUGACACCUUGGAGAUGGUGAAUGUUGUUACUGACAGUGAAGGAGAUAGUCUUUUUGGCAAUGUUAAUACACAAAAAUUAUCUGAUAACAAAACUGAUAAUCCAUUGAACGCAUCAUUGGGUAUCAAAACAGCAGCAAUUGAAAAGAAAACGAGAUUCUAUGUCGACUUGAAGUACACGUUACACAUUGACGAAACUACCAAAGAAAUAAUUUAUAAAGAAGUAACGGAUGUACAUUGCGAGCCAGUGUUUGAAAAUUCGGGUGCUCGAAGAAAUAGUGAUGUGUCUGGAUGUCUAGCUGAUAUAUCUGGGAAUGCCAACAAAGAUAAUUCUCCAGGAUCAGUGAUGAGCAAUCCUCAACUGUUUCAACUUCCCCUAUCUAGGCUUUCCAUUGCAUCAACGAUGAGCUCCUCAAGUUCCUUGUCAAGUGCUGCUUCUUUGGCUGCAAAACUACUGAAGAACACCAACUUCUCCGAACCAAAAGGUCGUGCGAAACAUGCUAGAAGGCCACCAAUGGAAGUGCACUCAGAAGAAAAAAUUAUUGAUGGUUGGAAGAAUACUCGCUUAAUUUCAGAAGCGCUCUUGCAGUCUGCAAAUGCUUUCAUUUAUUCUCCAGAAAGCUUCCAUCUUGAUAACGAACCUGGCAAAAUUGAAGACAAAGUAUUAUCGUCUACGCCAGAAACAAUAGAAGAUACAGAAAUGCCCCCGCAAGUGUCAACUCCGAAAAGUACAAAGGCUAAAAGACUAUUAAAACGGAAACGUACAACUAAUGGAACUGCAAAAAGCAAUGGUAUCAGGAAAGGCUCCCCAGAAAUUGUAACUACCAGUCAAGAAGCCAGACUGCACGUUAACAAAAAACGUGAGAGCAACGACAGUGUUCAAUCAGAUAAGCUAUCGAAAGAAAUCACAAGUUUAUCAACUCCUAGUAGCCUGAGCACAAGAACAGAGACGCUGAGAAGUCUAACUCCACAAAAUUUGCCAAAUGAUGAAUUGAUAGGCAAAGUCGUAUUUGCCAAAUGGUCAGACAAUACUUACUACCCAGGUGAAGUUAUAGGUAAAACUAAAGACAAGUAUAGGAUAAAGUUUUACGAUGGUAAAAGCAAACUUGUGAUGGAGGAAUUUGUAAUACCUAUGCCUGGAUCAUUGAGGGAAGGUUUAUCUGUUUAUGCUACUAGCAAAGAAGACGGCUACGCAUCAAUGGGGAUAAUUUUGAAAUCCGAGAACGUUAAAAAUAUGAUAUAUUAUACAGUGGAAAUGGACACUGGGGAGAAAAUUAGAGUCCAAAUCAACGACAUAUCCUUGAUGCCAGGGCAGGCUCAAAUUCUGAAGGAAGAGAUGGAUGUGGCUUUACAAAAUCUACCAAAAACUCCACAACACUUGGGUCGAGUUAGUCUUGACAACUUAAUCGAUGGUAAAAGACGAUCAAGGCGAGCUGCCACUCCGACUGUGUCGACACCCAAAUCAAGGAAAGCCAUUUCUCCAAGAUCUAACAAAACAGCUAAAUCCAUAUCUCCGUCUGGUUCUGGUCUUCCUAAACUUAAAGGAAAUAAACAAGCAAUAUUGACUUCAGAAAGCGAAACCAAAACAAACGAGUCUGAUAUUUCAGCGACAGAUGAUGUGGACGGUGUUGAACCUGAAUUACCAACAAUGCCAUCAGUUCCAAUAUCAAAGGGACCUUCGGAUAGAAUGAAAGGGAGAGGACGAGGCAAGUCUAAGCAAAUACAUGACGAUGCCGAACUUGGACCUAUACCUCCGGCAUCAUCGUUAAUAUUUGAAAAUAUGUCUUUCAUUUUGACCUCCACCUCGUCAGAUGUCAUUUCACGUCAUCAUACAGAUGAUUCGUGUUCGGAUCCUGGAACAGAAAAUGAAGAGGAAUGGCUUAAAACGCCAUUUGUGAAAGAUCGGGUGAAAAAACAAUUGGUUAACGGGGGAGGAAUAGUGUAUGAUUCCUUUAAACAAAUACCACAAUCUGAAUAUAAAAAGGUUAAACUUAUCACCAAUGUACCAAAUUUAACAGCAAAGAGCAUACAAUGCCUUUCGGUUGGGAUUCCAACUUACAGUCACAACUGGGUAAUCCAGUGCUGUCGGGAUAAAAAAACUCUCAAACUUACUCCAUACGAAUUGCCAGCUGGUUGGAGUGAAGAGAAGAGGAAAUACAUUGAAUCGUACGAUCGAUUGAUCAAACAACCAUUUAAUGGGAUGAUAAUAGCCUUGCCAGUACUGGAUAACAGAAACGUGAUCAACCGUACAAUUCAAUUUUGGCGCAGUAUCUGCGAGAAUGCCGGUGCUGUAGUUCAAAUAAUAAACGACCCAGAAACUGAUUUGUCUCAUGUAACCGCAGUACUGACAGAUAACAGAUGCCCGUCUUGGCUGGUUGAAAAGGCUGAUAGUUUGCAAAUUCCUUUGGUAUCGACAGUUUGGAUUGUACAAUGCAUAAUUGUAGGCCAAUCUCUCCAAUACGAUUCUCAUCCUAAAUAUUCCUAUAAUUUUAUGCAGCCCUGAGUGAAUUUUAACAUAUCCCGAUAAUUUUUAAUAUUACCCUGUUUAUUUUCAUCUACGACAUUUUUUUACGACCAACUCAAAUGUAUUUUAAUUGAUAUCUUCAUUAUUUUUUUAAUUUUACGACAACGAUUCAUUUAUAGUUUCGUAAAUUAAAUGAACUAAACUAACAUAUGUGCCAAUGCAUCAAAUGGCAACUCCAGACAAUCGAGGAAGAAUUUAUAGGAAUUGUUUCAAUAUUGGUGCAGGAUUAAUUCAUCACGUGAUUACUUUUGUGUAAUAAUCAAGUAUGAAAAGGAGAAUUUAGUGUUUGGAUCAAUUGUCAUUUUAUUUAAAAACAAAAACUAGUUUGUUUUUUUCACUCAUAAACUUGACCUAGGGGAUGAAAUUACAUAGAUGAAGCGAGCAUCAAAUUAUGAAUGAAAUAUAAUAUCGAUAUUUAGGAUAGCCAUUGAACGAAAGGAAUGAUGGGAAUAGGAAUAAUAGGACCUGAUUUUUAAGGUACAAGGAAAACCUACCUUUGCGUACAACAUUUUUUAACAAAUAGGGUGAAUACUUUGACUAUGAAGUCAUUUUGAUUGCAAUCAAAAUAUAAUACCGCAUAUAUUAUUUUAAUAAUUUCGUUUAUUGCUAUUACGAAUUAUAAAAUACAAAUGUUUUAUGUACAAUUUUUCCAGCAUGAAAUAUAUUGACAUAUUUUGGCAAUUCUGAUGUUUUUCCAUUUGUUUUCUCUGCUGAUUUAUAUCCGUAAUUCAUUUUACACAAAUUUGCAGACUUCAAAUAUGCGGAAUUACCGGUACCUAUUAUUAAUGAAUUUUAUACUAAAUAAUUUCCUCAAAGUAGUACACAAGUUUUACAUAGAAUAAUAUUCAUAUUUUUCUACACAAACUAUUAACAUGUAAAAUUUGACUACCAAAAAUUAUGAAAUUCUAAAAUAAUUAAGGGGAAUAAUAAAAAAGUACAAACUGCUACAAAACAAAACGUAUAUCAAUGUCUUACUCGACUAUCUCAUUUUAUUAUGUAUUUUCAGUAAACUUAUAAAUAGUCAUUAGAUAAAUCACGACUGGUGUAUGAAAAUUAUAAAAGACGAAACCACAGCCACAUCCAGUAAUAUGUGAAAAUAAUGUUUCGUG